CAGCCCUCUAUAAGGCUAGAAAAGGAAGAGAUACCUGUUCUGAAUUUCUGCAGGACAGGAAAAGGAGGGGAAUCUCAACAUGGAAAAACUCUGCAAUGGAGAUGAAGGAAUGCCUGAGAAACAAGGGAAGAUGGAAUACAAACAACAGCCAGAGGAUGUGGGAAGGCCAGAAUUAGCUUGUACUCUGGAAGACGAGGAAAAGUUAGAAAACAAGGGAAAGACAGAAAAUGAGGAAAUACUGAAGGACAAGGAAAGGCCAGGGAGUGUGGAAAAGCCAAAAGAGGGAAAGCCAGAGAACCUGGAAAAACCAAAAGAAGAAGGAAAACCCAUGAGUGAGGGGAAGCCAGAGAGCAAGGGACAGCCAAAAGAAGGAGAAGGAAAGUCAGAGAGCCAGGGAAAGCCAAAAGAAGACGAAAAGUCAUCCAGGGAACCAAAGGCUGUGGGAACACCAGCUGGGAAUGAUGUACCCAGGCAGGCCAAAAGAAAAACCAGCAAGGGGUUGGCUCAGUGUCUCAGGGAAUAUGAGGAGGCCAUACAAAAUAUGCAUUUGAACAAUGAGGAGAUGGUAAGAGAAUUUGAUGAGAUUGGCAGGGUGGAGGAUUAGGUGAAGGAAACCAGACAGAAAUUGUGGGGGGGUGUGUGGUUAAGGUCACAAAAACGUUUACAGGACCCUUUCCACCGGGGGCCAAGGGAACUCAGGGGUGAAUGCAGAGCCCCACAGAGGGGCUAUGAAGACAUUCCUUUUGCGUAGUGCCCCUGGCAAGCAUUUGCCAGGUCCUGUGCCUUAACCUUAUGCUAAUAAUUUGCUUUAGCUGUCACUCUCAUUAUCAGCAGCCUUUUGAGCCAACUAGAACACUCUGUCAGUAGGGGUUUCCACCCAUGUGCUUUGCAAGUCGUUUUAAUUCUUGAAAAAUAAAAUAGCUUAUAAUAUCAUCUACAGAAUCAGUCCACCUUUAUAGAAAACAUAAGUUUAUAUAGUACAU
This is a messenger RNA of Mustela erminea (ermine), 983 nucleotides long. It is a transcript of the gene TCEAL2, whose product is annotated as transcription elongation factor A like 2. NCBI's taxonomy places the organism in Eukaryota, Metazoa, Chordata, Mammalia, Carnivora, Mustelidae. The record is from RefSeq and is a predicted model, not a curated record.